Messenger RNA from Sardina pilchardus (European sardine), 19404 nucleotides. RefSeq names its product obscurin, cytoskeletal calmodulin and titin-interacting RhoGEF b (gene obscnb). The record is from RefSeq and is a predicted model, not a curated record. Bases 104 to 17713 code for a protein of 5869 amino acids. Gene Ontology annotation, molecular function: protein binding; guanyl-nucleotide exchange factor activity. Lineage: Eukaryota; Metazoa; Chordata; Actinopteri; Clupeiformes; Clupeidae. The transcript has 73 exons.
AGAUUGGGGGAUAUUUCACUAACGACGGUAUUCGACAGUCUCAGUGGAUUUAUACGGUUGUUUCAUUUGGAGCAAAUUUAGGCCAACCCUCACCCAGGAUUUCAUGAUGGACCAGAAUCUGUUUGGUGGGGCUCCCAGAUUCAUAACACGGCCCAAGGCGUUUUCUGUGUGUGUGGGUAGGGAUGCCUCAUUGAGUUGCACCAUUGUGGGCAGUCCUGUCCCAGUUGUCACAUGGGAGAAAGAGAAACUCAAACUCUCAGCUGGUGGCCGUUUCAAAACAGUGGAGGAUGGUGAUGUCUAUCGCUUGACCAUCUAUGAUCUGACUUUGGAAGACAGUGGGCAAUACAUGUGCCGCGCCAAAAACAAUGUUGGGGAAGCCUAUGCUGCUGUGAGCCUUAGGGUGGGUCUGCCAGAGCAGCUGGUGGAUCGAGCACCUGUGUUUAUGGUGAAGCCUAUGUCUGCACGAGUUGGCCUGGGAGGCGAUGUCACCUUCUACUGUCGGGUGGCAGCUCACCCUGAUCCUAACUUUGAAUGGGAGAAGGACGGCCGUUAUAUUGGUGAGACAAAUCGUAUCAAAAUCACCUCUGACAGUGAAGGCAGCUCCUUGCGGAUCCAAAGUGUGCGCAGCCUUGACAGCGGAACCUAUACCUGUCGUGCUCAAAACACAGUCGGUCGGUCUCAUGCAGCUGCCACUCUUGUAGUGGACCUCCAAGAUGCCUAUCAAAUUGUUAAUGCAGACAAAAGCACAUCCCUUUUGUCACACCUCCAGAAACGAAAGGAGGAGAUGAGAAAAGAUAUCUCCUUUCAUCGAACCACAGAAAGCACUUCAUCCUCUCUCUCUAGCUCAAAGAUCACUGACGAUCUCAGCACCCUCUGUCUUGGACAAGACAAUGAUCAACGUGCCUCCGACUUUUCUUACAAGUUGCCAAAAGGUGUCUUUACUCGCACAUGUAUGGUGACUGAGGGGAAGCAUGCAAAACUCAGCUGUUUUGUCACAGGUCAUCCCAAGCCCCACAUUGUUUGGCGGAAGGAUGGUUCAAACAUCACUGAAGGCAGACGGCAAGUAAUGUAUGAGGAUCAUGCGGAGAACUUCAUCCUCAAGAUUUUAUACUGUAAACAGAGUGACAAUGGCCUGUACACCUGCAAUGCCUCAAAUAUGGCUGGACAGACAUACAGUGCUGUGUUGGUGAUUGUUAAAGAACCCAAGGUCCCCUUCAAGAGGAAGCUGCAGGAUGUGGAGGUACAGGAAAAGACCACAGCAAUGCUCUUCUGUGAGGUUCCUGCAGCAGCCUCUCAAGCCAACUGGUUCAUGGAGGAGACACGCUUGGAAGAGAGUGGCAAAUACCGAAUGGAGGAGAAGGGGACAUUGCGCCGCCUCACCAUCCACAAUGUCACAACCAAUGAUGAUGCUGUUUACAUCUGCGAAAUGUCAGAGGGGAGCCGCACUGUUGCGGAGCUCACUGUUCUGGGUAACAUCACAAAGAAACUCCCGCGUAGGACAGUUGUUCCUGUGAGUGACACAGUCAUAUUCUGUGUAGAGCUUGAAAAACCUUGUGAGGUCUCCUACUGGACAAGAAAUGGCGUUAAGCUGCUUGAAGACUCACGCAUCAGCAUUGCACAUAGUGUACGGCAAUACACUUUAACCAUACGUGACUGCACGGCCGAAGACUCAGGAGAAGUAGCUUUCGUCGCAGGGGAUUGCAAGACCUCAACUCAUUUCACUGUUACUGCCCCAAGAAAGCACCCACCAGAUGCCCCAAUAGACCCUGUGGUACGGAACAAGACUGAUUCAUCCAUCACCCUGUGCUGGUCACCUCCAGAGAGUGAUCGUCCAGUGCCAAUCAAAGGAUAUUUAAUCGAUAGAAGAAAACUGGGAGGUCACACGUGGGUGAAGUGCAACACUACAAGCACAGUGCCCUACACCCACUACACGGUCAGCAACAUUACAGAAGAAGGCAGCUAUGAGUUCCGCAUCUCUGCUGUAAAUGACUUUGGCCGAAGCUCCUGCCUUGAUGUUCCCGGAACAUUCUUCCUUGAACCGUCAGCAAACAUAACACAAGGCCUAGUUAACGCCAGUGCCACCUCUGGGGAGGAGGUUACGUUGACAUUGGAGCUCUCUGCUGUCUGCUCAGGCUCCUGGAAGUUAAAUAAUACUCUCCUACGCAGUGGCUCUGACUACCUUAUCACACGUUCAAAGACCACUCAUACGCUUCUCAUCCGUGAGGCCACUGUUGAGCUGAAUGGGGCUGAAGUGAAGUUUGUUGGUGGUGGCUCAGAGAGUAUUUGCACACUUAAUGUGAAAGCUCCACAAGCCCACUUCACAAGACAGUCCAGUGAGACAGAAGUUUUUGGCUUCGUAGCGUACACAUCGGCCAAGCUGCAGACUGAAGUGUCAGAUCCAAAUGUCCAGGUCUCAUGGAUGAAGGAGGGCAAGGAAAUUAAGGCAGGGAAAAAGUAUGAGUGCCUGUCCACCGACCGGAUGCGUGUUCUUGUGAUACACAAAAUCACACAUGAAGACACUGGCAUAUAUGAGUGUGUUUGUGAUGGAGAUAGAAUGUUCAUCCAGGUUGCUCUUAAAGAUGAACCGGGCAGGUUUGUAAAUAAGUCUAAGAGUGAAGGAACUGCCAUGCAACUCAGUGGUAAUAUUGAGCUCAGCUGUGAGGUGUCUACUAAUGACACAGCUGUGGUUUGGAAGAAAGAGCAGAAAGAACUAAAGGAAGACCAGAGGACAUCAAUGUUUUCCCAAGGAACAAAGCGCAAGCUCAUCAUUAAGGGUGCCAAGCAGAGUGAUGAGGGACACUACUCAUGUGAAACAGCAGAGGACAAGGUGACAUUCCAGGUCAAGAUUAAAGAAUCUCAAACGGAUACAUUCAUCAACAAAGGGUCUAUUCAGACGGAAGUAAAAGCUACAAUAUCUGAGAAGGCAACUUUGAGUUGUGAAGUGGCCAACUCAAAGACCGAAGUCAAAUGGUACAAGGAUGGUCAUCUGUUGACCUCAAGUAAAAGCGUCCACAUGGAGAUGAAGGGCAAAACACGUCAGUUGGUGUUGGACAGUGUGGAGAAGAAGGAUGCUGGGGAGUUCAUCUGUGAGGCUGGCAAAGAGAAACUAGUGUUCAAGAUUCACGUAGCAGAAAUCCAGGAAGCUGGCUUUGCUAAUAAGGAGUCUGUCCAAAAGGAGGUUAAAGCUGCCAUCUCUCAGAAAGCUACUCUAAGCUGUGAAGUGGCCAACUCAAAGACAGAAGUCAAAUGGUACAAGGAUGGUAAUCUGUUGAGCUCAAGUAAAAGCGUCCACAUGGAGAUGAAGGGCAAAACACGUCAGUUGGUGUUGGACAGUGUGGAGAAGAAGGAUGCUGGGGAGUACAUCUGUGAGGCUGGCAAAGAGAAACUAGUGUUCAAGAUUCAUGUAGCAGAUAUCCAAGAAGUUGGUUUUGCUAAUAAGGAGUCUGUCCAAAAGGAGGUUAAAGCUGCCAUCUCUCAGAAAGCUACUCUAAGCUGUGAAGUGGCCAACUCAAAGACAGAAGUCAAAUGGUACAAGGAUGGUCAUCUGUUGAGCUCAAGUAAAAGCGUCCACAUGGAGAUGAAGGACAAAACACGUCAGUUGGUGUUGGACAGUGUGGAGAAGAAGGAUGCUGGGGAGUACAUCUGUGAGGCUGGCAAAGAGAAACUAGUGUUCAAGAUUUAUGUAGCAGAUAUCCAAGAAGUUGGUUUUGCUAAUAAGGAGUCUGUCCAAAAGGAGGUUAAAACUACCAUCUCUCAGAAAGCUACUCUAAGCUGUGAAGUGGCCAACUCAAAGACAGAAGUCAAAUGGUACAAGGAUGGUAAUCUGUUGAGCUCAAGUAAAAGCGUCCACAUGGAGAUGAAGGGCAAAACACGUCAGUUGGUGUUGGACAGUGUGGAGAAGAAGGAUGCUGGGGAGUACAUCUGUGAGGCUGGCAAAGAGAAACUAGUGUUCAAGAUUCAUGUAGCAGAUAUCCAAGAAGUUGGUUUUGCUAAUAAGGAGUCUGUCCAAAAGGAGGUUAAAACUACCAUCUCUCAGAAAGCUACUCUAAGCUGUGAAGUGGCCAACUCAAAGACAGAAGUAAAAUGGUACAAGAAUGGUCAUCUGUUGAGCUCAAGUAAAAGCGUCCACAUGGAGAUGAAGGGCAAAACACGUCAGUUGGUGUUGGACAGUGUGGAGAAGAAGGAUGCUGGGGAGUACAUCUGUGAGGCUGGCAAAGAGAAACUAGUGUUCAAGAUUCAUGUAGCAGAUAUCCAAGAAGUUGGUUUUGCUAAUAAGGAGUCUGUCCAAAAGGAGGUUAAAGCUGCCAUCUCUCAGAAAGCUACUCUAAGCUGUGAAGUGGCCAACUCAAAGACAGAAGUCAAAUGGUACAAGGAUGGUAAUCUGUUGAGCUCAAGUAAAAGCGUCCACAUGGAGAUGAAGGGCAAAACACGUCAGUUGGUGUUGGACAGUGUGGAGAAGAAGGAUGCUGGGGAGUACAUCUGUGAGGCUGGCAAAGAGAAACUAGUGUUCAAGAUUCAUGUAGCAGAAAUCCAAGAAGUUGGUUUUGCUAAUAAGGAGUCUGUCCAAAAGGAGGUUAAAGCUGACAUUUCUGAAAAAGCUACUCUAAGCUGUGAAGUGGCCGAUUCAAAGACCGAAGUCAAAUGGUACAAGAAUGGUCAUCUGUUGAGCUCAAGUAAAAGCGUCCACAUGGAGAUGAAGGGCAAAACACGUCAGUUGGUGUUGGACAGUGUGGAGAAGAAGGAUGCUGGGGAGUACAUCUGUGAGGCUGGCAAAGAGAAACUAGUGUUCAAGAUUCAUGUAGCAGAAAUCCAGGAAGCUGGCUUUGCUAAUAAGGAGUCUGUCCAAAAGGAGGUUAAAGCUGCCAUCUCUCAGAAAGCUACUCUAAGCUGUGAAGUGGCCAAUUCCAAGACCGAAGUCAAAUGGUACAAGGAUGGUCAUCUGUUGAGCUCAAGUAAAAGCGUCCACAUGGAGAUGAAGGGCAAAACACGUCAGUUGGUGUUGGACAGUGUGGAGAAGAAGGAUGCUGGGGAGUACAUCUGUGAGGCUGGCAAAGAGAAACUGGUGUUCAAGAUUCAUGUAGCUGAAAUCCAGGAAGCUGGCUUUGCUAAUAAGGAGUCUGUCCAAAAGGAGGUUAAAACUACCAUCUCUCAGAAAGCUACUUUAAGCUGUGAAGUGGCCAACUCAAAGACAGAAGUCAAAUGGUACAAGGAUGGUCAUCUGUUGAGCUCAAGUAAAAGCGUCCACAUGGAGAUGAAGGGCAAAACACGUCAGUUGGUGUUGGACAGUGUGGAGAAGAAGGAUGCUGGGGAGUACAUCUGUGAGGCUGGGAAAGAGAAAAUAAUGUUCAAGAUUCAUGUAGCAGAAGAACAUCUGAAAUUUUCUCUGCCUUUGGAGUCUACGACUGCAGUGCUGGAGGAUGUCCUCACCCUGGUUUGCCAGCUUAACAGGCCCAAAGGCGAUGUGGUUUGGCGGCACAAUGGGAUAGAGAUCAAGAGUGGUGGAAGGCACAUCAUCAACACUGAUGGCAUGAGAUGCAUUCUGACAGUGACUGGAGUUUCCAAGGAGGAUGAGGGGGAGUAUAGCUGUGAAAGCAAGGAUGACAAGACAUCUGCCAAUGUCAAUAUAAAAGCUCCUAGAUUGGUGAGAUUUACCUCCAAAUUGAGUGACAUUGUUGCAGUUGAAAACACAGAAUGCACUUUCAAAUGUUCCAUUACCCCUGCUGAUGUCACAGUGAAAUGGCUGAGAAACGGUAUUCCACUUACAUCUGGGCCCAAGUAUAAGAUUGCACAUGGAGGGAACAAUCAUUCUCUCACUAUAACUAACAUUUGUCAAGAAGAUGCUGGGGAGAUUUCUAUUGAGGCAGAAGAAAAGCUCUCAACUGCAACACUACAAGUCCAGCAGGUCCCAGUUACCUUUAAGAAGAAACUUCAGGACCUCACAGUUGAGGAGCAGGAUGAAGUGCGUCUUGAGGUCGAGUUGAGUAAGCCAUCCAAUGAAGUAAAAUGGAUGAAGAAUGGUGUUGUUGUUCAACCUGGAGGCAGUGUAGAUAUCAUUGUGGAAGGUGCCAGACAAACCCUUCUUUUCAAGAAUGUGACCCAGGGUGAUAGAGGACACUACUCAUGCGAGACGUUGGAUGACAAGACCCAAGCCAAGCUCACAGUGGAAAUGAGAAAGAUUAAGGUGGUAAAGGGAUUUGCAAAGGAAACAAAGGUUACUGAAGAAGAAUCCAUAACAUUUGAGGUCGAACUGAGUCAAGUUGUAGAAGAAGGCACCUGGAUGAAAGAUGGCAAGAAAUUAAAAGCAGGAACAAACUGUGUCAUUACCAGACAUGGCAAAAAACAUUCCUUGACAAUAUCCAAGUUAACAACAGAGGAUGCUGGGAUGAUUGUCUUCCAAGCAGAAGGUGUCCAUGUUUCUGGCAAGCUGAUCAUCACAGAGCCUGCAGCUACAAUUGCUCAACCACUCAAAGACAUUAAAUGUCCUGAAAAGGAGAAGGUGACUUUUGAGUGUGAAGUGUCAAAAACUACUGCAGAUGUGAAGUGGUUUAAGAAUGACAUGGAGCUAAAACCAGGGAAGGAUAUUGCCAUUCGAUCCCAGGGUCGCAAGCGUAUCCUUGUCAUACACAAAUGUACUUAUGAGGACCAGGGCGAGUACUUAUGCCGCACAGCUGAUGAUAACACAGCAGCAACGCUGACUGUGCAUGCACGGGAUAUCAAAAUUGUGAGGCCCCUGAAGGAUAUAGAGAUUAUGGAGAAGGAAAGUGCUUCAUUUGUCUGUGAGGUCUCCCAUGAUGAGGUAGAAGGAAAGUGGCACAAAGAUGGUGUCUCAAUCAAACCAGGAGACAACAUAAAGAUUAGACAGGAGGGACAGACUUUCACUCUUCUGUUCAAAUCUGUGACAAUAGAGGAUGCUUCAGAGAUUAAGUUCUCUGCUGAGAAUGCUUCAUCGAUGUCCAAACUCCGGGUAAAAGAGCAGGCCAUCAGCAUUGUGAAACAACUUUGCCCAGUGGAGGUCACAGAACCUUUCGCUGCUGUAUUUGAGGUGGAAAUCAGUAUGGAAUCUGUGAAGCCACCCAAGUGGAUGCUCACUGAUGUGGUACUUCAGGAAAGCACAGAUGUUGAGAUGGAAACAGAAGGGACCAUGCAUCGUCUCACCUUCAAAAAGACCAAAGCCUCAAUGUCAGGUCCUCUUCAGUUCAGUAUUGGCAAAAGCAAAUCUGUGGCUCAGCUCAUUGUUAAAGAACGACCCCUAGAGGUGGUGGAACCUGUCAAAGACAUGAUGGCCAAAGAAAAGACCUCUACCAACUUGAGCUGCAGGUUCUCUUCUCCACCCAAAGAAGUCAGGUGGUACAAAGAUGAAACCCUCCUGGUUACCUCACAAAAAUAUAGUAUGAAGCAGGAUGGUGCCAACGUACUGCUGACCAUCAAUAACCUGGCACCAGGUGAUAAAGGGGAGUACUGUUGUCAAAGUGGAACCUGUGAAAGUAAAGCAACUCUCACAGUAGAAGUUCGAGACAUCAAUUUCACAAAACACUUGGAGGAUGCAGAGGUGGAGGAGGAUGGGGAAGCCAUGUUCAGCUGUGAGCUUAAUUAUGCAGAUGAAGAAGUGUGUUGGCUUUUGAAUGAGAAGCAGUUGUGCUCAAAUGAAGUGAACACGAUUCGACAAGUGGGCAAGCGCCACACUCUCACUCUGAAGAAUCUCCCAGCUGAGGAUAGUGGAAUGAUCACAGUUACUGUCAGGGACAAGAAGGAAACAGCCUCCCUGAAGGUGAAAGAGAAAAAAGCUGUGUUUCUCAAGUCUUUGGACGAUGUGGUUGGGGAGGAGAAUGGGAAGAUCACAUUGAAGUGUGAAGCCUCAAAACCAAGGGUAUCCGUUGUCUGGAGGAAAGAUGGUGAGGUCCUUGCUGCCAGCUCCAAGUAUGAUCUUUUACAAACUGGCAAAGCCUUGGGUCUUACCAUUCAUGACAUCACCAAGGAGGAUGCUGGUGAAUAUAGCUGCGAUCUUGGCACAGACCUUGCCAAAUCUAAAGUGACUGUCAGAGAUAUUAACAUUGGAAUCACUAAGCGCUUGAAGCCAGUUGAAGCUAAAGCAGGAGAGACAUGCAGCUUUGAAUGUAUUCUGUCUCGAGAGAGCGCAGAUGCAUACUCCUGGAAUGUCAAUGGCAAUCCUGUCAGUGCUGGUGGACGCUUUGAUGUGAGCAAAAAGGGUCGCAAGUACACUUUGACCAUCGAACAUGUGACUAGCAGUGACACUGGUGAAGUCAUCUUCACCAUCAAAGACCUUGUCUCAAAAACCACUCUUUUUGUUGAAGGCACUGCUGUCAGUGUAUCCAGAGCGCUCCAAACCGUCUGUGCAGUGUCCGGAGAGGAUGCUGUAUUUAUUUGUGAACUGUCUGAGGCCAGCCCUGACAUCAAAUGGUCCAAGGAUGGGAAGGCCAUUAAAAAAAGUGAAAAGUAUGACAUGAUCCAGGAAGAAAAAGUCAUGAAGCUCACUAUUCACAAUGUCACUGACAAAGACUCAGGGACAUACUGUUGUGAAAUCCUGGGUGGACUCUCAACAAAAGCCAGCCUUGAAGUCCAGGCUUUACCUGUGACCUUCGUACAUGAACUUGAGAGCCAGGAUGCUGUAGAGGGAGGCAGUGCCAUUUUACACUGUGAGCUUUCCAGACCUGGAGUACCUGUGGAAUGGAGAAGAGGCCCUGAAGUGAUCAAGUCUGGACAGAAAUACCAAAUGAAGCUGGUUGAAUCCACUGUAGAGCUGAAGAUCUUAGAUCUGACACCUGAAGAUUCUGGAGUCUAUGUUUGUGAUUGUGGAAACAAUAGCACAUCAGCCAACGUCAAAGUAAAGGCUUUACCUGUGACCUUCGUACAUGAACUUGAGAGCCAGGAUGCUGUAGAGGGAGGCAGUGUCAUUUUACACUGUGAGCUUUCCAGACCUGGUGUACCUGUGGAAUGGAGAAGAGGCCCUGAAGUGAUCAAGUCUGGGCAGAAAUACCAAAUGAAGCUGGUUGAAUCCACUGUAGAGCUGAAGAUCUUAGAUCUGACACCUGAAGAUUCUGGACUCUAUGUUUGUGGUUGUGGAAACAAUAGCACAUCAGCCAACGUCAAAGUAAAGGCUUUACCUGUGACCUUCGUACAUGAACUUGAGAGCCAGGAUGCUGUAGAGGGAGGCAGUGCCAUUUUACACUGUGAGCUUUCCAGACCUGGAGUACCUGUGGAAUGGAGAAGAGGCCCUGAAGUGAUCAAGUCUGGACAGAAAUACCAAAUGAAGCAGGUUGAAUUCACUGUAGAGCUGAUGAUCUUAGAUCUGACACCUGAAGAUUCUGGAGUCUAUGUUUGUGAUUGUGGAAACAAUAGCACAUCAGCCAACGUCAAAGUAAAGGCUUUACCUGUGACCUUCGUACAUGAACUUGAGAGCCAGGAGGCCAUUGAGGGAAGCUGUGUCACUCUACGAUGUGAACUCUCCAAAUCUGGUGUACCUGUUGGAUGGAAGAAAGGUUCUGAAGUGAUAAGCUCUGGACAAAAAUACCAAAUGAAGCAAGCUGGAUCAAUUGUAGAGCUGAAGAUAUCAAAUCUGAUAACUGAAGAUUCUGGACUAUAUGUUUGUUAUUGUGGAGCCAAUAAGACAACUGCCAGCAUCAAAGUAAACGCAUUGCCUGUGAUCUUCGUUCAUGAGCUUGAGAGCCAGGAAGCUGUUGAGGGAAGCAGUGUAACUCUACGAUGUGAGCUCUCCAAGCCUGGAGUACCUGUGGAAUGGAGGAAAGGACUAUUAGUGCUCACAUCUGGAGAGAAAUACCAAAUGAAGCAAGUUGGAGCCGUUGUUGAGAUCACCAUCAAUUCAGUGAAAUGUGAGGACACGGGGGAUUAUUGCUGCAUCUCAGGAGCCAACCAUACCAAAGCCUUCAUUAAAAUCACUGCACCCGUGGUAUUGUUUAUGAAAGAGUUAGAAAAUCAAGAAGUUCUGGAGGGCAAAGAUGCCACUCUGUUUUGCACAACAUCCUGUCAAAAUGCCAAAGUCACCUGGAGGAAAGGUUUGGUGGAACUGGAAGAGGGCAAAAAGUAUUCCAUCCAGAAGGAAGGCACAACUCAUACACUGGUAGUCCACAGUGUGAAAGUGGAUGACAACGAUGAAUACAUUUGUGACACAGGAGAAAAACAAAGCAAAGCUACAUUAAUGGUCAAAGAAGCUCCAGCCUAUUUCCAGAAAGAGCUGAAGAAUCAGGAAGCAACAGAGGGUGACAGUGUUACACUAUGCUGUGAGCUCUCCAAACCAGGUGUUGCAGUAGAGUGGAGAAAAGGAGGAGUAGUUCUUCAGAGUGGCAAGAAGUACACCAUGAGACAAGAUAACCUCAUUCAGGAGCUCCUAAUACAUGACCUGGAUCCUGAGGACAAUGGUUAUUACACAUGUGAUGCAGGAGCACAGCUAACUACUGCCUCCGUGACAGUACAAGGUGAGGUGCACAUAGUUUCAGGUUUGCACAACACUGACAUCUUUGCGGGUGAGCAGGCUGUGUUUUCCUGCCAACUGUCUGGCCAGACACCUGGCAAAGUUCAAUGGUGGCUGGAUGGCACUCAGCUGGAUCAUGGCCCCUUCUGUGAGAUGGGGGAACUGUAUGGCCAAAUCUACACUCUCAGCUUUAAGAACCUUGCCCCUGAUGACUCAGGAAAUGUCACAUUUAAAGCAGGCAGCCUGGUGUCUUCUGCAAAACUCUUGGUUAAAGAUCCAUCUGUAGAGGUGGUCAGUGCCAUGGAAGAUCUGCAAGUGCCAGAGGGCCAGCCUGCAGAGUUCAUCUGCCAAUAUUCUCGGCCAGUCACAGCUGUCUGGAAAAGAGGUGGCCGACCACUGCAGUCUGAUGAUUGCAGGCUGACAGUGGAACAGGACUGGAACGUGGCUCGCUUGUACAUUAAAUCUGUUAUCCCGGAAGACAUGGGAUCAUACUCCUGUGAGGCAGAUGGCACCUCGGUGGUGGCUCACCUGGAGGUGCAAGUUAAGCCCAUUGACAUUGUUCAGGGUCUGGAGAAUGUGGAGGCAAUAGAUGGAGGGGAGGCUCUGUUUGAGUGUUCUCUUUCCCGCCCUGAAACCAAAGAUGUCAUUUGGCUGAUGAAUGGGAAACCUGUUUCCGAGUCAUCUUGUGUGGAGAUUGUGUCAUUUGAGAGUGGCCGACGACACCUCCUCCUUCUGAAGGAACUGCGUGCUGGUGACAAUACUGUGACCUUCCAGGCUGGCCCUGCCUCCACUACUGCCAUGCUGUCUGUCAAAGGCUUGCAGCUGAAGAUAAUGACAGCUCUUAAAGACAGAGAAGCUUUGGUUGGUGAACAAGUGGAGUUUGCUUGUGUGUUGAAUGAGGUGGUGGCAGAAAGUGAGGUGACUUGGUAUGUUAACGGAGCAGAGGUUAAUCCAGAUGACGACAGGACCAUAAGUUCAGAUGGCUGUACUUACAGACUCUCCCUGAAGGCGGUUCAAGCUCAGACAGCUCAAGAGAUUACAUUUGCUGCACAAGAUGCCAUUUCCAUGGCUAAGCUCACUGUUAUUGGUCCACCUGAUCCCCCUGAGGAUCCUGAGUUAGUGAGCAAAAUCAAAGACUCAGUGACCCUGUCCUGGUUCACACCUCUUCAUGAUGGGGGCAGCACCAUCCUUGGCUAUAGACUGGAAAUGCGUCAGCUAGAGAGUGCCCUCUGGAUGCCAUGCCACACUGAGCCUGUGUGCAACACAGAGUUUACUGUAGGAAACCUCAUCCCUGGCAUGGGAUAUUGCUUUCGUGUAGCUGCCAUUAACCGUGCAGGAAUCGGAGAGCCAAUUCAACUGCCCCAGACUGUGCAGCUUGCAGAGAUGCCAGUGUCUGUAACUGAACAAGUGGACAGCAUCAAGUCUCAACUCACCGAGAUUUCCUUCCUAGAGGCUGAGACCUUGAAGAGCAUAGAAGCAGAGAUGACAGUGUCUGUAACCGAACAAGUACACAGCAUCAAGUCUCAACUCACCAAGACUUCCUACCUAGAGGCUGAGUCAUCUAAGACCAUAGAAGGAGAAGCCACUGAGACCUCACAGGAAGAGCCAGGAGACAGCAGCCAACCCAGUCUGCCUCCCGAAGCUGCCUCUGACGAUCUGCAUGCACUUUGGGAUGCAGUUGCCAAGAAGAGGCGCAUGAGCCGUGAGCCCACUCUUGAUUCCAUCCCUGAGGAAGAAGGCAAAGAAAAACGCAAAGAGGACGGUGUAACCAAAGAUGAAGCAAAGCCUGAGGAACUACAGUUAACCCCAGAACCCAGCCUUCAUAUCAGCACUGAUGAUGACCCUGUUAGUGGCACACCUUCACUUGUGGACCUCACAAAGACAAGCAUAUCUACUACUACUACUACUACUACUCAUCAAACUGAGAUCAUCUCCUCUGAGAAAGUCUGUGAGAUCAAGAUAGAAGAGCAACAGACAUCAGGAGAGACCACUGUUUUAGACAUAGACAAUGAGAAUGAACCAGAGCUGCUUGAGGCUGCUGUCAAAAUCCAGGCUGCGUUCAAGGGAUAUAAGGCACGAAAGGACAUGCGACCAAUCUUCAAAGAGGUUUUCAAGGAUCAGACCAAAGAGCCCAAUAGUACCAUUCAUUUGGAAUGUGUUACUGACAGCAAGCCAGACAAGGUUCGAUGGCUUAAGGACAAUGAUCCGCUAGUUGAUGGCAAACACCACCACAUUGACAUCUAUAAUGAUGGCACCUGUUCACUUGUGGUCACUGCUGCCACCACAAAAGACACAGGUGUGUAUGCUUGUGAAGUCACUAAUAAGUUUGGGGUGGCCACACACAGUGCCAAAGUGACAGUGGGCUCUCUCCGAGAGUCAUCAGGACGCCGACCCCUGACACUGACUUAUGGCUAUAGUGCUGAUAGUGAGCCUGAGAGCUCAUCAGGAAGUGAGAUGGAUGAGUCACUACGACAGGCCAGCAAGCGUCUGAGGCGGCUCCUGCGCACCCGCCUACCACCAAAUGUUGAGGAAGAGUCAUUUAUAAGUGCCGAUGAGGGUGAGCUGCAGCCGCCCGACCCUCAUUCUUACCGUGAGGAUGACCGCUAUAUUUACAUUCGCUUUGAUACUCGAGCUGAAGCAGAAGUGGCAUCACAACGUUUCCAGGAAAUGUUCACAGCACAAGGGGUUCCAGUGGAAACAACCAUUUUGGAGGCCAAACCCCCGCAAAAGGUAGAGCUGCGCAUCAUGAAGAUGGGUUAUGUUCAAGAUGGAUCUCAGACACCAACCCAAGAUCGCCAGCCACCUGCAUUCAUGACAGGGGCCCCUGCGGCUCCAGUUUUCCUGACUGAGCUCCACAGUCAGGAUGUGCCAGACGGUUACCCAGUGAGUUUUGACUGUGUAGUGAUUGGUAAGCCACCACCCACGGUUCGCUGGUUCAAGGAUGGGAAGCUGCUGGAGGAGAAUGAUCACUACAUGAUCAAUGAAGACCAGGAGGGCUGUCACCAGCUCAUCAUCACAUCAGUGUUACCCUCUGACAUGGGUGUAUACCGCUGUAUGGCAGAGAAUGACAGUGGCAUGGCCUCCACAAAGGCUGAACUUAGGGUGGACUUGUCUUGCAGCUCUGACUAUGACACAGCUGCUGAUGCCACAGAAACCUCUUCUUAUGUCAGUGCAAAGGGUUAUGUUUCACGGACUGAAACUGAGGCUUUUGAGUCAGUUGCUGAAGAGGAGCAGCUUCCACAAGUUCUGGAUGAGUUGCAUGAUGUCCAUGUCAGCCCUGGUGCACCCAUAGCUAAAAUGCAGGUCAAGGUCAAAGGGUACCCUAGGCCAAGACUUUACUGGUUUAAAGACGGGUGUCCUCUACGGCCUUCAAGCAGAAUUAUUUUGUCCACUGAAAGGGAUCUGCACAGUCUAGAGGUCCUAGAGGUUACACGUGAAGACACGGGAGAGUACUCUGCCUACAUCAGCAAUUCAGCAGGCUCAGCUUACUCCUCUGCUAGGAUGAUUGUUAUGGGACCUGGAGAAUGUUUACCAGAGGAUAAAAGAGCCAAAGAUUCAAAAGAACCACUACUGCCUCCACGAUUCCUGGAAAGGUUCAAUAACAGGAAUGUGAAGCAGGGUGCAAGCAUUACUCUGUCUGUAAAAGUCGAAGGCUCCCCCUCUCCAAUGGUCUCUUGGCUGAAAGAGGAGUCUGGAGAAGAUGUGCUUUGGAUCAAGCCAGACACUAAGGGUUACAAGGUGGCUAGCUCAGGCUUGCAGCACAACCUGAUCCUAAUGGAUGUUGGAAAAGAGUACACUGGAACCUACACUUGCAUUGCCACCAACAGGGCUGGUCAAUCUGUCUGUACCGCCCACCUGGAGGUGGAGGAAGUAUCAUCAGAGAAGAAGGAUAAAAUCACACCAGAGGUUCUUGGCAUCACUAUAAGUCCACCAGAAGAGGAGGCCAGCAAAGCUGAAGAGAGCAAACUUGCCUAUCUCGGUGGAGUGGGUACAGAAGAGUUCCUUCAGAAACUCACAACCCAGAUUACUGAGAUGGUAUCUGCCAGAAUAACUCAAGCUUCACUUCGUGUCCCAGGGGCUGACAGUGAUGAUGAGACAAAGACACCCUCUCCUUCACCCCAUCAUGGGCGAUCCCGCCCUCCUUCACUCAUCAUGGAUUCCUCUUCUGAGUCAGAUGAGGGUGAUGCCCGUGGAGAGAUGUUUGACAUUUAUGUGGCCACUGCUGACUACAACCCAACAAUUGCUAGUAAAGAAACAAUAGCACUGAAGGAGGGACAGUAUGUGGAGGUGCUGGACUCUGCUCACCCACUGAAAUGGCUGGUGCGCACCAAACCAACAAAAAGCACACCAUCCCGUCAGGGCUGGGUUUCACCUGCUUACUUGGAUAAACGACUGAAGCUUUCUACAGAUGCAGGAGAGCCCUCUGAGUGCACUGGGGAGGAGGUUACUGAAGGAGAGUACAAGAGGAAGCUGUGUCAACUCAUCCAAGAGAUGAUUAACAGUGAGGCAGAGUAUGUGAAAGAGAUGGAAUUCGUCUCAUCCCACCAUCUGAAGCAAAUGGAGAGUGAGGAGGUCCCACCUGAGAUGGCAAGCCAGAAGGACACUAUAUUUAGAAACAUUGAUGACAUCAAAGCCUUUCAUUCCAGCUGCAUUCUCCCUGGCCUCAAUGAGUGUGAUACAGAUGAUGAUGUAGCCAUGCAACUCCUGAAAAAUACUGAAGGGUUUGAGAAAUAUUUACAGUACUUGGUGAGCCAGCGCCAAGCUGAAGCUGCUAUAAGUGAGAAGAUCACCCACCAGUAUUUCAAGAAAUACAGUGACAGUGAACUUGCAAAUCUUGAUCCCUCUGAAGGUCCUGUUCUGAGUGUAAAUGCAUACAUUCAAAGACCAGUGGAGAGAGUUCAAAAAUACAAGACUUUUCUAAAGGAGUUAAUUAAAAACAAGGCAAGAAAUGGACAAAACUGCUGCCUGUUGGAGGAGGCUUAUGCCAUGGUGUCCUCCCUGCCUCAACGGUCUGAGAACACGCAUCAUGUUUCUCUCAUAGAGAACUACCCUGCUACCCUGGAGGUCCUGGGCGAGCCCAUUCGGCAGGGACCGUUUACAGUGUGGGAAGGUGCUCCGGGAAUCAGGACAUCAUCCAGAGGCCAUCAUCGGCACGUCUUCCUCUUUAAAAACUAUGUCAUUAUUUGCAAACAAAAACGAGGCACCAAUGCAGACUCUCAGGCUUACAUCUUUAAGAACAUGAUGAAGCUGAACAAUAUUGAUGUAAAUGAGACAGUGGAAGGAGAUGAAAGAGCCUUUGAGAUUUGGCAUGAGCGGGAGGACUCUGUCAGGAAGUACACUCUGCAGGCACGGACUGUCAUCAUUAAAAACUCAUGGCUGCGAGACCUACGUGACCUGCAGCAGCGCUACAGUCUACCAGCCUGGAGUCCACCUGAUUUUGUUGAGAUUCUGGCAGAUUGUACAGCAGAGCUGGGACAAACAGUGAAAUUGGCUUGCAAAGUUACAGGCACCCCCAAGCCCACAGUGGUGUGGUAUAAGGAUGGCCGUGCUGUAGAGGCAGACCCUCACCACAUCAUCAUAGAGGAUCCUGAUGGCUCAUGCACUCUGAUCCUGGACAACAUGACCGCAGAUGACUCUGGCCAGUAUAUGUGUUUUGCUACAAGCUCUGCAGGCAAUGCCAGCACUUUGGGAAAGAUCACUGUGCAAGUUCCACCUCGCUUUGUGAACAAAAUUCGAAAUGCUACUCUAAUUGCUGGUGAGGAUGCUCAGUUCACAUGCACUAUUCAAAGUGCUCCAAAUCCUAAAAUCAGAUGGUUUAAAGAGGGGCGCCUGUUAACUGAUCAAGAAAAAUACCAGACGUACAGUGAGCCCCGCAGUGGUGUCCUUGUCCUAAUCAUUAAAAACCCUGGUGAGAGGGACCUGGGACAUUAUGAAUGUGAGCUAUCUAAUCGUCUCGGCAGUGCCAGGUGUGGAGCUGACUUGUGCCAUCCCAUUGUAGCCAUGGCCAGUGACCGCAGAGGAGAACAAGCCAUUACAAUUGAAGUGACAGAACAAGAGACAAAAGCUCCAAAGAAAACCAUUAUCAUAGAGGAGACCAUUACUACUGUGGUAAAAAAUACUAGAUUGAAGCGCCACAUGUCCCCACGCACCUCUGCCAUGGGAAUGUACCAUAGUGAGACCUCCACCCCUGAACCUCCAAGACAAAGACGCCUGAUGCCGAGGAAAGCUGUACCAACACUCUAUGUCACAGAACCAGAUGGUGCCACAGGGAAGAAUCCCAAAUGGGUUGAAGUGGAGGAGAUCAUUGAAUAUAAGGUUAAUAAGUCCCCUAAGCUACCGCGGAGACGGGGUGCCUCUCCUGCUCGACCAGAAAGAGAGCAUGUCACCUCCACUAGACCCAAGAAGUCCUCACAGACCAACCCCAAUGCAAAUAACAACAACAACAACCUUGUGGAAGUCAUCCAGGCAUCACAUUCACAACAGGACCCAAAUACCACACUGAAUUUGGACAAUGUUGAAAACUUAGCUCCAAAUGUACCACAGAUAGAUGCUGAAACAAAUGAAGAACACUCAUCACAGGCCACUUGGUUAGGACAGGUUCAUCACCCUGAAGGGAUGAGUGGUCAUCACACCUCUGUUUUUGAAGAUGGAGAGGCAGGGAGCAAACGUAAAGAAGAACCUCCCUUUAUUGUAGAGUCAGAAUCGGAAAUUGAUGCAUUUGUAGGUACUACAAGCUUGCCAUGUGGAAAUGGCCAUGUGGUCAUCCUAGAAGACUUAGAGGACUAUGUCCCACAAGAUUGGGAGGCAUAUGGCAGAGCAGUAGCUCCACGUACCUCCCGUGUGACUCCCUGUGAGGUUUCUGUCAUACAAAAGGACAUCAGUGAACCCACUGUUGGUCAGCCUGUGAUAUUGAACCUUGACUGGCCUGAGUGUAAGCCUAAGCCCAACAUAGGUGUCUUUAACCGCUUCAGAGAAUAUCUUUCUGGCUUUACCACAGUACUUCCCACUUCCAGGAGCCAGAAGGAACAGCACAAACACACAAGGAAUUCUUGUGCCACCAAUCAGCUCACUUUCACCGUAGGGGCACAUGAGAGCCACACUAAGAUGGAGGUCAAACCCCAAUAUUGCUCCGAAAUUCAAAGGAAUAUUAAGGAUAACCAAAUGAGCUUUAAGACUCGAGUGUCUGCAAAUACUCAAGGCUAUGUAGCUGUUGGAGAAAGCAUGCCUUCUCAGAUAAUGAAGAACAAUCUGAAUCAGAAGCAAUAGUCUGGCAGUCAGUUGAAAUGAGUUAAGAUUCUCUAUUGCACAUCAGAUAUCACAAAUGAGGACUCGCAGUAGUCCUUUUAGUCUUAACAGGGAACAGUUCUGUAAAAUCUACUUUCAAUGGCAUAUUUUGACCUUAUGUUUGCUCCAAAAGGCAAACCAUUCCAGUUAAUGUAUAAGACCUUGAUCAAAUCUAAUACACUGUGGCCAUUUAAUUCCUUUGUGUUAAAAAGGCCUGUUUCAGUAACCAUGCUAUCCAUCACAAGUAUGCUGUUGUAGGUGUGAGUAUGUUUGAAGCACAAAUCUGGGGGGGGAAAAGCACAAAUGCCUUCAAAUGAAUAGCUGUCAGGCAGUUUUACUUAGUUAUGUGAUACUGUCAAGUCAAGUCAAGUCAAGUCAAGUCAAGUCAAUGUAUUUAUGUAGCACAUUUAACACAUCAAAAGUUGACCCAAAGUGCUAUACAAAUAAUAAGUGAAUUGAAAUACUACAAUAUACUAUUCCUGCAUACAAGGAACAAAGAGAACGUAAUAGAAGAAUAAAGAGUAAACACUCCAGAAGAAAGGAUAAUAACAGAUCAAGCAUAAAGCAAGUAAAAUAAUUUAAUAAAACAAGGUGAUAUUAAUUUAAUUUAAUGAAUGAAUGAAUGAAUUUAAAUAAUAAUUGAAUAUAAUACAACGCACAUAGAAGAAUAAGAUAAAUUAAGAAUAGACUUUACUACUAAGACCAUGGAGGAACUUGGGGUCUACUUAGAGAGAGGGUUGGAUUUUAGAUUUUCAAUGGCGAGACAAGACUUGAUAUGUUAUGGAAGACUAUUCCAGAGCUGGGGGAAGCAACAGUGAAGGUCCAGCGUCCUGUUGUGACGCAUAUUUGUCUGCACAGCCAAAUCCUGUUCGUCAACAGAACACUGUUUGCCUAAUUUCUCUAAAAUCACAUCUGGAGAAGAUCUUUAAUCAAUCAUAUCAGUAUUCAGUGUCUCAUUGAUCUUGUUGCCAGACUAUUGUAAAUGUGUCCUCACAGCAUGAGCACUUGCAAUUAAUUGCAUAAUGUGGUGCUUAUACAACAUUGCAUUGCAAGUGUCACUGCGACAUUGCAUUGUAGUGACACUUGCAUGAAGGUUUGAAACAUGGCCUCAUAUGUUUCUACCCUUGACUUGAGGUCUGAGCUUGCCAAAGCAAAUAUCUAUGACAACUAACAAUCACAUAGGGGCACUACAAUUCAUGUUCAAAAUUAGUUUUUAUGUUUUGAGAAUGUGCAACCUUAGUGAAAAUAGAACAGGAGAAAUGGGUUUUGGUUGAUUUUGUGCAACUGAGAAUACAGGUUUGAGAACCACUAUGACAACAUUUGCAGUUAACACUUAUUACAGAUGAUUUCGUAAUAACACUUAUUCUAGAUGAUUUCUUUAAAGAUGUGAUUGAAAGAUUUGAUGCAUAUCAUUAAAUAUAGUUACAUAUUGCUCAAAAUGAAUUACUAAAAUGGCAGGGUUGUUGUUGAUAUUUCAUUGUAGAGACAACUGUCAAAUAUUUCCCCACUAUUAAUGUGUGCGUGCACUCUUCCUUGUAUUAUUGUGUUUUGUUUUACUGGAUAGUAAAUUAGUACAGUAAAUGGAGAGGGACAACCUGAGUGCCUGUGAGUAAGUAGAUGUAAAUUAAAUUUGCUUGUGUUGGAGUUUUGAGUAAUAAAUGUCUUGCAGAGUA